CUCUUUGGGCACGGCCGAGUGAUUCAACCCGGAGUUGCGGUUUUGUCUCGUUUCUGAUAUUGAAUUAAAAAAAUGCAACCACAAAUAAUUUUGCUGAAAGAGGGGACUGACUCAAGUCAGGGAAAGCCCCAGCUGAUAUCAAAUAUCACGGCCUGUCAAAUGGUGGGUGAAUCUGUGAAGACUACUUUAGGUCCUCGUGGUAUGGAUAAACUAAUUGUCGAUCAAAAUGGGAAGAGUACGAUUUCCAACGAUGGAGCAACUAUUCUCAAACUCCUAGAUAUCAUUCAUCCAGCUGCCAAGACUCUUGUGGACAUCGCCAAGUCUCAGGAUGCAGAGGUCGGUGAUGGAACAACGAGUGUCGUCCUCAUCGCCACGGAGUUCCUGAAGCAAAUGAAACCAUUCGUAGCAGAAGGAGUCCACCCCCGUAUAAUCAUCAAAGCCUUCCGUCAAGCAAUGAAAAUAGCUCACGAAAAAAUUCAGCAAUUGAGCGUAAAAAUCGGUGACACUACAUUAGAAGAGAAACGAAGUCUCCUGGAAAAGUGUGCAGCAACAGCGAUGAACUCUAAACUGAUCCACCAACAGAAGGAUUUCUUCGGCAAAAUGGUGGUUGACGCUGUUCUUCAACUGGACGAGCUCCUCCCCUUGAACAUGAUUGGUAUCAAAAAGGUAUCUGGUGGAGCACUUGAGGACUCCCUUCUAGUUGCUGGUGUUGCAUUCAAGAAGACCUUCUCAUACGCUGGCUUCGAGAUGCAACCGAAGAAGUACUCCCCCUGCAAAAUUGCCCUGCUGAAUAUUGAAUUGGAGCUGAAAGCCGAACGAGAUAACGCAGAAGUCAGAGUUGAUAAUGUUGCUGAGUACCAAAAGGUCGUGGAUGCGGAGUGGCAGAUUCUCUAUCAAAAGCUAGAGAAGAUUCACAAGAUUGGAGCCAAUGUUGUUCUAUCAAAACUGCCUAUUGGAGACGUUGCAACACAGUACUUUGCUGACAGAGACAUGUUCUGUGCUGGUAGAGUACCUGAAGAAGAUUUGAAGAGAACCAUGAAAGCUUGUGGAGGAGCUGUAAUCACUACAGUCAAUGACAUCACCGACUCGGUCUUGGGAAAGUGUGAGUCCUUCGAGGAGAAACAAAUUGGAGGGGAAAGGUUCAAUUUCUUCGCUGGAUGUCCCAAUGCCAAGACCUGCACUUUCGUACUUCGUGGAGGUGCUGAACAAUUUUUGGAGGAAACUGAAAGGUCUCUGCAUGACGCCAUCAUGAUCGUCAGAAGGAUGAUUAAAAAUGACGCGGUUGUUGCUGGUGGUGGAGCUAUUGAAAUGGAACUCUCGAAAACUCUCAGAGAUCAUUCUAGAACAAUUGCUGGAAAGGAGCAGUUGAUCAUUGGAGCUAUCGCGAGGGCUCUUGAGAUUAUUCCAAGACAACUUUGCGAUAACGCUGGCUUCGAUGCUACCAACAUCCUGAAUAAACUGAGACAGAAACAUCACCAGGGAAAAUGCUGGUAUGGAGUCGACAUCAAUGCAGAGGACAUUGCUGAUAACAUGGACGCCUGUGUCUGGGAGCCAGCCAUUAUUAAAAUCAACGCAUUAACAGCUGCUGGUGAAGCUGCCUGCCUGAUUCUCUCCGUUGAUGAGACAAUCAAGAACCCACGAAGUGGAGCUGGUGGAGCUCCACAAAUGCCAGUCGGUCGUGGCAUUGGAAGACCCAUGUAAACCCCAUGUCAUUCAUUUUAUUCAUCAAUUAGUAUUGCUGGCUUGAUUUAAUCAAUAUUGCAUUUGCCGAAUUCCAUUCACACUUCACAGAGGUAUGAAUCAGAAAUUUUCUGUAUUUUCACCGAGUUAGGGAAAUAAAACAUUUUAUAAUUAUA
This is a messenger RNA of Fopius arisanus, 1856 nucleotides long. It is a transcript of the gene CCT7, whose product is annotated as chaperonin containing TCP1 subunit 7. The transcript has 3 exons. Gene Ontology annotation, biological process: protein folding. Gene Ontology annotation, cellular component: chaperonin-containing T-complex. The record is from RefSeq and is a predicted model, not a curated record. Gene Ontology annotation, molecular function: ATP binding; ATP hydrolysis activity; ATP-dependent protein folding chaperone. Lineage: Eukaryota; Metazoa; Arthropoda; Insecta; Hymenoptera; Braconidae. Bases 73 to 1701 code for a protein of 542 amino acids.